AGAGAGAUAAACCUAACGAGCACCCAUCAAUCAAUGGCUGCUCUCUUUCUCUCUCCUCCCUGUUUCCUCUCUCUCUCCUCCUCCUCCAUCUCCAAACGCCCAGUCUCUCUCCCUCUCUCGAGACCCCCCUCCGCCAAGAUCCGCUCCCUGCUCUCCUCGAACUUCUCUCCCAUCGCCGACCCUUCGCCCGCGGGCUUCCCCUCUAUCGAUUCGGAGCCUGGCAAGUGGGACCCAUCUCAGUACCAGGCCCUGCUCAGGGGGGGAGAGCAGGUCACCUCGGUUCUCCAGGACAUGAUCGCUCUGCUGGAGGAUAUGGAGCUGGAUGCCUCGUCGGAGGCGGCGGCGGUGGAGCUUGUAGCGCAAGGGGUUAUCGGGAAGAGGGUUGAUGAGAUGGAGUCUGGGUUCAUGAUGGCGAUGGACUACAUGAUACAGAUCGCUGACAAGGAUAAUGACCACCAGCGAAAGUCGCUUUUGGAGGUGAUCAAGCAAACAGUGCUGGACCAUCUCACCAAGAAAUGCCCUCCACAUGUGCAAGUAAUCGGGUUGCUUUGCCGAACUCCGCAAAAGGAAAGCAGACAUGAAUUACUACGCCGAGUAGUCGCGGGUGGUGGUGUUUUUAAAAGUGAAAAUGGUCUUAAAGUUCAACUUCCAGCAGCAAAUCUGAAUGACAUUGCUAACCAGGCAGAUGAUUUGCUAGAGACUAUGGAAGCCAGACCAACAAUUCCUGAUCGGAAACUGCUUUCAAGACUAGUUCUGAUCAGAGAAGAAGCUCGUAAUAUGAUGGGCGGUGGAUUAUUGGAUGAAAGAAAUGAUCGUGGUCUGAGUACACUUCCGGAAGCAGAGGUGAACUUUUUGAGCAAGCUUGUUGCUUUGAGACCUGGAAAGCCUGUGAAGGAAAUGAUAAAUAAUGUGUUGCUUGGUAAAGAUGAGGGUGCGGAUCCCUUGGAUGACAAUGAUGAAGACUCCUCAAACACACAACAGAGAUUAAGUGGCAUAGCAGGAAGAGGAAGUGUAACGGGCCGCAAACCACGUCCUGUUCGCCCUGGCAUGUUCCUUGAGACUGUUUCCAAGGUAUUAGGUGGAAUUUAUGCAGGGAAUGUAUCUGGCAUGACAGCUCAACAUUUGGAAUGGGUUCAUCAAACAACCCUUCAAAUUCUAGAAGAAAUGGCCUUCUGAUUUUUGCACUUGGUACUAUGUCAAGGUGUCUGUUUGCUCUCAACAAAUUGUCGCUAUGGUUCAUCAAGCCACCCUUCAAUUUCUAGAAGAAAUGGCCUUCUCAUUUUUGCUCUGUGAUAUUAUGUUUGAGGUGCCUCCUGUGUUCUCGGUUUUAUUACCUCAGGAGGGACAGAGAUCAAUUGAAGUAGAUACAGAAAUAUAUUGGAGCGCCGGAGUUGGUCGCUAGCGUUUUCUCGUUUUACCCAGCAAGAGAUUAGAGGUUAAGACAAUUAUCUCCAUGUGCUUUUCACCUUGAAGAUAUCCAAGUGCCGCAGCUUGUGACGAUGCUGAACCAAGGAGAACGGUCAAUAAUGUUUUAUGGAUAAGCAAUUUUGUAUAACUGUUGAGGUAUAGGUGAAGAGACAGACGUGUGAUUUACUAUACAAGAUUUGGCCCAUGAGCGUUGCUUAGAGGUGGUGAUAUAUGGGCAGAACUUCACGCUGGAAGCAUUAGCACUGUUAGUUAUUUCAGCUUCAUCAGAAGACGACUACAAUGGCAAAUGAAGCCAGCUGCAGACGAGGAAGAAAGUCUUUUUUUUUCCCAUAACGGGCCACAGAGAAAUGGGGACGACAACUCUGCUUAACUUGUCUGUAACAUCUUCGAUCUUAAAAUCAGAGUGCAUCUCCUCUCCCUUUGAUGUCGAAAGGGUUAUGGCUGUCAAAGUGAGUGGAGACGCACCCAAAUUUUGAGAUCGAAGGAUCCCUUGUUGUUGUGGACAAGUUGAGCCAGAGUGGUCUUCCCUAUUCCUCUGUGGCCCAUUACGGAGAAAAAGAGCUGGUACAGUUUUCAUCCUCGUCCGCUUCCUCUCAGAGAAGUGCAACAGAUGUUAUGCACGCUAAUUGUGGGACUAUUUCUUUUUUCAUUUCUUCCACAAUGGAUUUACAGAGGAAUGGAGAAGGCAUCCUUACACAACUCCUAUACAAGAUGAGAGCACAUUGAAGUCCUUUGACCUCAGAAUUUUGAGCGUCUUUCCACUCUCUUUGAUAUCAGAGCGUUAUGACUGUUGAAGAGAGUGGAGACGCACUUCAAAAUUUUGAGAUCAAGGGACUUGUUUUUGCUCUCAUCCUUGUAGAUGAGUUGUGCAAGGGUGGUCUUUCCCAUUCCUCUGUGUCUCAUUAUGUGGAAACGAGUGUGUUAAUGUUGCUUUCUUCCUCAUCUGCAACGGGCGUCAUCCGAGGAAAGUGCACCAGAUGUUAUGCGCACAAAUUAUGAGGGUGGUAAGGUAACAUCUCUCUUGUUCCAUAAUGGGCCUCAGAGGAAUGGGGAAAACAUCCUUGCACAACUUGUCUAUAAAAUGAGAGCACACUGAAAUCCUUGGGGCUCGGAAUUUUUAGGUGCAUCUCCUCUCCCUUUGAUGUCAAAAGGAUUAUGGCUGUCAAAGGAAGUGGAGAGACGCUUCAAAAAUUCUGAGACCAAAGGAUCUUGGUAUGCUCUCAUCAUUAUAGACGAGUUGUGCAAGGGUGGUUUUCCCUAUUCCCCUGUGGCCCUCAACGGAAAAAGAGACAUGUUAGUACCUCGGUAUGCUCUCAUCAAUAUAGACGAGUUGUGCAAGGGUGGUCUUCUCUAUUCGUUGGUGGCCGUCAAUGGAAAACGAGAGAUGUGAGCUGAUUUGUAUGUUAACUUACCGUGCUUGCCCCCAGAUAAUUGUUUUGUUCGAUCAUGUAUAAUUUGCUUGGCGUGGGAUGUUGGGAUUUUCUCAAAGCUGCUCUGCAGUUGCUAAUUCUCUACGCAUGAUUUGUUAGUUCUCUACACAUGAUCCAGUAUGAUUCUUGAUCCUGCCGUA
Asparagus officinalis (garden asparagus) is the source of this 2998-nucleotide messenger RNA. RefSeq lists its product as uncharacterized. The coding region runs from base 34 to 1176 and encodes 380 amino acids. The transcript is spliced from 10 exons. Gene Ontology annotation, cellular component: chloroplast nucleoid. The record is from RefSeq and is a predicted model, not a curated record. NCBI's taxonomy places the organism in Eukaryota, Viridiplantae, Streptophyta, Magnoliopsida, Asparagales, Asparagaceae. Gene Ontology annotation, biological process: regulation of DNA-templated transcription.